Messenger RNA from Caenorhabditis elegans, 2995 nucleotides. RefSeq names its product Non-lysosomal glucosylceramidase (gene R08F11.1). Gene Ontology annotation, cellular component: membrane. Gene Ontology annotation, molecular function: glucosylceramidase activity; hydrolase activity, hydrolyzing O-glycosyl compounds. Bases 5 to 2464 code for a protein of 819 amino acids. The transcript is spliced from 13 exons. The record is from RefSeq and is marked reviewed. NCBI's taxonomy places the organism in Eukaryota, Metazoa, Nematoda, Chromadorea, Rhabditida, Rhabditidae. Gene Ontology annotation, biological process: glucosylceramide catabolic process; carbohydrate metabolic process.
CACAAUGAGCUUCGAGCACCGUGACCGGAUGCUCGAGGGCAUUGGCUGGAAGGCUCGUGGAGAUCGCAUUCCCGAGUUUCCGAAUCCACGGCCUUUUUUCCCAAGGCUCAAGCAUUCGAUUAAGCUGAUUCCGCUUUUUGUGAGAGUCGCUUUGCACACUUUUGUGGAGUGGUGGAACGGUCGAGAAGCUUUCAUAGACAUUUUUAACGUUUUCAGGCAUUUUACGUAUACUGGUGUCCCACUGGGUGGAAUCGGAUGCGGCUCAAUUGGAACCGAUUUUCGUGGCGGGUUCAACCGUUUCUCAAUCAUUCCCGGAAUCAAGGAACAGACGGAAACUCAAAAGUGCAAUCAGUUCAUCGUAACGGUGCACUCGAAAAAGACGUUUGAGCUCAUCUACCAAUCGAUUCUCUCGUGUGCCGAGUUUCCAGCGACCGUACUUCCAAAAUGGGAUACCACCAUUCCAGCGGAAGACGUCAGAUAUCGAGGCCUAUUUCCACGGGCUUGGCAGGAAUUCCGGCUGGGCUCAUCGGGAGUUACAGUUGUAGUGGAGCACUUGUCGCCGGUGAUUCCCGGCGACUAUUCAGACUCAUCACUUCCGCUGGCCAAUUUUGAAUUCCACGUGUUUAAUGAUUCGUAUGAGGAGGUGGAGGUGUCGAUCACAAUGUCGUUUAGGAAUGGAACAGGGAAUAGGAAAUGGAACGAUGAGAACCUUUGCCAAAGCCAGAAAAUCCAGAAAGACACGAUGGUAGUCAGAACCCUGGCUCACACCGUAAAAGGAAUGCCAGUGACUUAUGCAAUCGGUACGGAAGAGAAGAAUGGUUCCAAGGUUACCACGUGCCUUUUUGACCCAAAUGGUACCGGAGGUCGGUUGUGGAGUGAUUUGGAAGCCUAUGGGCACCUUUCUUCCUACGACCAUCUUCCAUCAAAACCUAAAGAACUCGGAAUCGCAGUUUGCUCAUCAUUCUUCGUCCCACCGGAUGGGGCCCACAACACCCAGUUCUCACUCACUUGGUACAUGCCGCAAGUGCAUUUCGGAACUGCUGAGCGAUUUUAUAAUCGAAGAUACUGUAGAUUUUUCAACGGGCCCGACGCCGACGAGGUAACCGCCGCCAUCUGCCGGCACGGGCUGCAGAACUUUUCCACGUGGCAGAAGAAGAUAGAGGACUGGCAGGCACCGGUGCUUAAUGACCAGAAGCUCCCGGAAUGGUACAAAAGUGCAAUUUUUAACGAGCUCUACUAUAUUGUCGACGGAAGUACGGUUUGGUUUGAAUACGACCCGGAUUGGAAAACCGAGGAGAGUUUGAUGAGCGAGCAGACGGAGAAGCAGUUCAAGGAGUACGGUAGAUUUGGAUACAUGGAAUCAUGGGAAUAUUUCAUGAUAAACACUUAUGAUGUGCAUUUCUACUCGAGUUGGGCGAUUUUAAAGAACUGGCCUCAAAUUGAAAUGUCCAUGCAGUUGGAUUUUGCCGACCAAAUGGACCGUGUGGACAACAACAUUGCAACUUCACUAGCUGACGGCGAGCAAAUGACAAUCAAAAGCGUUGACCGAAUCCCCCACGAUAUGGGGCAUCCAAUGGCCGACCCGUGGAUCCAUACGAAUGCGUACAUUCUUCAUGACACUGGACGAUGGAAGGAUUUGAACUUGAAGUUUGUGAUAAGUUGUUAUCGGGACUGGAAGCUAAUUGAGUUGGGCUCCGAGAAGGGCCAAGUCUUAGAGUUUUUCCUUGGGAAGUGUACCAAGAUUGUGGACGGGGCGUUGGAGUGCUGGGAUAAAGACAAUGACGGAAUGAUUGAGAACGACGGGUUUGCCGAUCAGACGUAUGAUGUUUGGAAGAUGACAGGCACAAGCGCCUACUGUGGAUCCUUAUGGAUCGCGGCGCUCUCCUCCUACAUCGAAAUGCUCAAACAAUCUGGGCUUCCCACAAAACACUACGAGGAGAAGCUCGAAAUGGCCUAUGACGCGUACAUCGGGAAGCUGUGGAACGGGACAUUUUUCAAGUUUGACGAGCUCCCGGAAAACUCGAAGAUCGUGAUGGCCGAUCAGUUGUGUGGAUUCUGGGCGAUGACGGCAAUGGAUGAGCCUGUUCAGAUAUCCAAGGACAAGAUGAAGUCGGCGCUGGACACGAUUUUCAAGUACAACGUUCAAAUGUAUAAUAAUGGAAGAUGUGGAGCUGUGAAUGGGUAUUUAACCAGCGAACGCGUCGACGGAUCCAGCAUUCAGAGUGAAGAAGUAUGGGCUGGCAUCACUUAUGCACUCUCCGCGAUGAUGAUUGAAAAAGGCAUGGAUGAGCAAGCAUUCAAAACUUCUGAAGGGCUCUUCGAAUCCAUUUGGCACCGCUUUCCACUUCAGUAUCAGACUCCAGAAGCCAUCACCUCCGACGGAAUGUACAGAGCCUUGGGCUACAUGCGCCCUUUGUCAAUUUGGGCGAUUCAACACGCGCUGGACAGGCGUUACAGGGAAUAAAAUGAAUAGCUGCACAAUUUUUGUAUUUACCGUAUUUCUUCUAUUAGUAUGGCCUCCCUAUUAGACUUGCACUCCCUAUUAGUAUUGCUCCUUGAACACCCUCCGAAAAUUAGUAUUGCACUCCCUAUGAGUGUUGCACUCCCUAAUAGUCUUGCAUCUACUUUUUUUUUGGUACAAACCCACCCUACUAAUUUUGAGAUUUGAACAACAUUUUUUGCCUACUUUGCAACAAUUUUGGUAAAAUUUCUAUGAAAUUGAAGUUAUUGUACCUUUUUGUUGCAAUUACAAUCAAAUUUUCUGAAUUUUCACAUAAGAUUCGAGUUUUUUCUGGAAAAAAACUAGUAAGCUCAAAGUCAGAAAAUGUUCUGAACAUUAGUAUUGCACUCCCUAAUAGUCUUGCACUCCCUAUUAGUAUUGCAAGCGGGAAGACCAUCGAAAAAUAGUAUUGCAGCCAUAUUAAUAGAAGAAAUACGGUAUACGCUUUUUUUAUUUGUAAAUUUCAAGUCAACCAAUAAAUCCAUCUUUUAAAAA